UUAUGACAGCUUCCGUGGUGUGCACACCUGAUAUGAUAGAGCUAGUUUAACACAGCAAGCUAGCAAUUAGGUCUCCUUUUGGGCGAAACACAUUGUAGACGCUCUCAGCAUUACUUUCAGCCUGUCCUAUGGCCUCUUCACAGAGACAGAUUGCAGUUUCACGCUUCAUUCCCAAAGAAACCAGGUGUCAGUCAUUUUCAUUGCAUUAACGCUUGGUUGUUAAAUUACCCGUUUUGCUUGAGGAUGGACUCUAAACGAGAGAAAGACCAAGAUACAGACUUCACUAAGAUAACUUCUGUGCUGCUUAAGUCUCGGACGGGAGAAUUUGAUUUAGAGUCCAUCCUGUUUCUGAAGCUCAGAGGUCUUGGAAUAUGUGAUCUUGGAUGUAUUGGAGAAUGUACUAAUUUGGAGAGACUGGACCUUUCUGGCAAUAACAUCACAAAACUGGUUCCUCUCUCAUCCCUUCGACUUCUUAUUGUACUCAAUGUCUCUGCCAACAGAAUUUCUAAUUUGGAAGCCAUCUCCAGCUGUGACAGUUUACAGAGCCUAAAUGUGGCUGGAAAUCUAAUAUCUAGUAUUGAGAACCUCCACUGCCUUCAGUCUUUAAGAAAGCUGGAAAACAUACGACUGAAAGAUAACACUUACAAUUUCUCGAACCCAGUUUGCAAAAACACAUCAUAUAGAAGCAGUCUCCUGGAGAUGUUCCCAAACAUCAAAGUACUGGAUGGUGAAAGAGUGGUUGGACGUGGGAGUGAUUUGUAUCAGUUAUGUAAAGACAUUGAUGAUACAAUCAAAGCUGGAUUAUUCAAGAAUGGACAACUACCAGAACUAUCAGAGCCAUGGGUGGAGGAUGGCUUCUGGGAAAUAAAGAGAUCAAACAAUGCAAUUAUUGAAGAAGCCUACAAACAGUUUAAUGAUGUUCUUCACGAAUGCAGACUCCUGAACAACAGAGCUGCACAUAUUAUCUCGCAAACUGAGAGAUCUUUAAGCCUCAAGAACCAGUCAAAGCAGUAUGCUGUUUAAAAUGAGCUAUUUGGCCAAAUUAGAGGAUUUUAUGUUUGUCGUAGUUGUUAAUUUUUUUAAUGUAUUUCAUGGAUUUUGUCACUUCUCUGACAUGAAAAUGUCAUUGCUUAAUGUACCUUUUUAUUGUUUGUGUUUAUAUCCAAAUGCUUGAUCCAGCACCAGUACCAGCAUCCUCACAUGCCAAGUGUUCAAGCAUUAUGAGACAUUGAGACAACUAUAAAUCUUGUCCAGCAGGAA
Messenger RNA from Hypomesus transpacificus, 1260 nucleotides. RefSeq names its product leucine rich repeat containing 61 (gene lrrc61). Gene Ontology annotation, molecular function: protein binding. Gene Ontology annotation, cellular component: cytoplasm. The record is from RefSeq and is a predicted model, not a curated record. The transcript has 10 exons. The coding region runs from base 244 to 1023 and encodes 259 amino acids. Gene Ontology annotation, biological process: outer dynein arm assembly. NCBI's taxonomy places the organism in Eukaryota, Metazoa, Chordata, Actinopteri, Osmeriformes, Osmeridae.